This is a messenger RNA of Arabidopsis arenosa, 823 nucleotides long. Lineage: Eukaryota; Viridiplantae; Streptophyta; Magnoliopsida; Brassicales; Brassicaceae. The record is from the annotation of a GenBank genome assembly.
ACCUCAGUUGCAGAAAUCGAAACCAUGUUUUGCAAAAUCGAGAAGGAGAAGAACAAAAUGGAUCAAAAGGUUUUAUCAUUAUCAAUGAAGAUAGCUUCAGAGAAAGAGACGAAAAUUCGAUUACAAGCUGAUUUUGAUAAUACAAGGAAGAAGCUUGAUAAAGAUAGGCUUAGUACUGAGUCUAAUGCAAAAGUUCAGAUUAUGAAGAGUCUUUUACCAAUUAUUGAUAGUUUUGAGAGAGCUAAGCUACAGGUUAGAGUUGAUACGGAGAAGGAGAAGAAGAUCGAUACGAGUUAUCAAGGGAUUUAUAGGCAAUUUGUUGAGGUUUUGAGACAUCUUCGUGUUUCGGCUAUUGCAACUGUUGGCAAGCCCUUUGAUCCUUUGUUGCACGAGGCUAUAUCACGAGAAGAAUCUGAGGUGGUUAAAGCAGGGAUAAUAACCGAGGAGCUGAACCGGGGAUUUGUUCUAGGAGAUCGUGUUCUGAGACCAGCAAAGGUUAAAGUCUCUUUAGGACCCGUCAAAAAGAAGACUCCUUCACCUGCUGAGUAGAUAACACCUUCUGCUUGAGUUCGAUGUUGGGUAAAAUUUUCAAUAUCUUGUGUUACAGUCCAUUUUUUAUUCACCUAUCAAAAGGGAUAACAAAAACGCAGCUGAUGUUUGAAUGGGAAAGUUCUUUGGCUGCUGAGAUUUAUGAUUCAUGUUUUACUAUUAAUAUGACUUGGUUAGUCAUGGAUUUGAUUCGUAGCUUCAGGUUGUUUCUUGUAGUGUCUUGGUGAAAACAUCAUUUUUUAACCUGAUUCAUGAAUCAAAAGGAUCUCUCUCA